Didymosphaeria variabile is the source of this 438-nucleotide messenger RNA. RefSeq lists its product as uncharacterized. Gene Ontology annotation, molecular function: oxidoreductase activity, acting on NAD(P)H, oxygen as acceptor. Gene Ontology annotation, cellular component: intracellular anatomical structure. The transcript has 2 exons. The record is from RefSeq and is a predicted model, not a curated record. Bases 1 to 438 code for a protein of 145 amino acids. NCBI's taxonomy places the organism in Eukaryota, Fungi, Ascomycota, Dothideomycetes, Pleosporales, Didymosphaeriaceae.
AUGACACAUCCAGCGCCAACUGAGCUCCCGACAAAGGACCUCUUUAGGACCCCACGCCUCGCCGACCGCAUCCCUAAUGCAGGUGUAGACAACAUUAAGGCUACGGCUGCAGCAAAUGGCACCAAAGCCUGGUAUCACCAGCUUAACGUUACCGAAGCGGAUGCUAUUCCACCAGUCUUCGACACCAUCCGAGAACAAAUUCGACAUCCAUUGCGUGGCCUAGUCGCGUGCACAGGCAUCUCAGGUGUAUUUGAUGCGACGUCAUACCCUAUCGAUGCUUUCCGCAAGGUCAUUGAUGUGAAUAUCGCAGGGACAUUUCUCAUGGCACAAGCUGUAGGUAAGGAACUGCAUCGCGCUAAUCUGGCUGGGAGUGUUGUUUUGAUCGCCAGCAUGAGUGGCUGGAACAGCAACAAAGUACGAGUCACCUCGAGGCACUGA